Ooceraea biroi (clonal raider ant) is the source of this 779-nucleotide messenger RNA. RefSeq names its product phosphatidylinositol glycan anchor biosynthesis class P. Gene Ontology annotation, cellular component: endoplasmic reticulum. The record is from RefSeq and is a predicted model, not a curated record. Lineage: Eukaryota; Metazoa; Arthropoda; Insecta; Hymenoptera; Formicidae. Gene Ontology annotation, molecular function: phosphatidylinositol N-acetylglucosaminyltransferase activity. Gene Ontology annotation, biological process: GPI anchor biosynthetic process.
AUAUUUUACUAAUGUUGUAAAUAUGCGAUAAACGUUAUGGAGCACACCCCUGCGCCUUACGCUCCCCGAGCCGUUUACGGUUACGCCAUGUACAUAGGCUCGAACAUGCUUUUUUUAUUGUACGUGAUAUGGGCAAUCGUGCCGGACGAGGUGCUGCACGAUCAUCUGGGACUGUCGUAUUGGCCCUCGAAAUAUUGGGCAGUCGCGAUCCCCAUAUGGGCGUUGACUGCUCUCGCCACGUUCGCAUUUCUCAUUUACCCGGCUGUCAAUAUGCUGAUAACUCCGAAUACCGACGACAUGAGAACCGUUACGGAUAAGCAUGCCCUGCAGAAGACCGAGACCAUCCCUGGUGGGAUACCACCUGUGUUUGACAUACCCAUAACAGAAGUUAGCAGGAAGUUAUAUUUGAGGAAAAACAGCUCUUAAUCGAUGACUGAAGACUUGCUUUUCUUUUGUUUUUUGUUUUUUUUUUGUUGAAAGAUGUAUAAUUUGGUACAAAUGACACGCCACUCCUUAAUCUGGCAACUGCCAAGAGUAAAAUUUUUGGACAAUGAACAAUAAUUGAUGAGAGUAUUCUCGCGAAAUUUUCUAAAGCUGAAUUUUUAUAUUGCUAUUAAUGUAAUUUAUAACGAUUUGAGAAACGGGAUUUCUAGCAUUUCCAAGAUGAGAAGCGCUUAUAUAUAUACAAGUGUAAAAAUAAGACCAAAAUAUGUCAGACAUUCUGAAAUAUUUAUGUUAUUUUAUAUAUUUAUUGUUAAUAAAUUUACUGUAUAAUAGUC